This is a messenger RNA of Dovyalis caffra, 1029 nucleotides long. NCBI's taxonomy places the organism in Eukaryota, Viridiplantae, Streptophyta, Magnoliopsida, Malpighiales, Salicaceae. The record is from the annotation of a GenBank genome assembly.
AUGUUGAGCUUACCUCAACAACCCAUUCUUGCUCCUUCAAUACCCAAACUUAGGGUUUUUAAUCGACCUCGAAAUUAUUCUCUUUUAGCGAGGAAUAAUCGGAUCUUUGAAUCCAAUUCGAAGCUACCAAAGCAUAAAUGGAGAAUUUCAUGCUUUAGAAAUGAGGAAUUUUCUCAGGUAAAUCCUGGGUCUGAUAGGGUUGAACGCUACGUGCCUGAGGAAUUGGUGAAGCCUGAGUUGGAUAACUCUAAGAAUGUUAAAAGAGAUUGGCUAUUGAGUCUUCGAGAGGCUGCUAACGUAGUGUUGAGGGCAUUUGGGAGCCGGUGGACUGUACCAUGGACAGCAGAGACCAUAGUUCAGGUGAUGCUUCUCUGGGUUGUCUCAUUCUGGUUCAUUGGGUCCUGGGUGAUUCCCUUUGCAGCGCACAUUGCAGGCUUCAACAAGGAAUCUCUAACAUUUAGAGGCCAAGCUUUGUUCAGUCUUGUGACUGAUGUGACUGAAGGCCUUGCUGGAAUUGCAAUCCUUCAUCGUUGCCUGUCUCGAUUUCGUCCCCUUUCAUCUGAUUGGUUUAGGUUCAGGCUGAAAGGGAACUGGCUGUUUGAUGUUGCUCUUGGAUGUCUCAUGUUUCCACUAGUUAACCGGCUUUCACUGUUCAACCUUAGCCUCUUGCCUAUUCUGCCUUCUACACCUGUUACCCUUUCAAGUGUUGAGCAGUCAAUUGCAGCACGUGAUCCAGUGGCAAUGGCACUGUAUGCAAUAGUAGUUUCAGUGUGUGCGCCUGUAUGGGAGGAAAUUGUCUUCCGGGGUUUCCUUCUCCCAUCCUUGACUAGGUACAUGCCAGUCUGGUGUGCAAUAUUGGUGAGUUCAGUUGCCUUUGCGCUAGCACAUUUUAAUGUACAGAGAAUGCUACCGCUUAUUUUUCUUGGGGUGGUUAUGGGUGCUAUAUUUGCACGGUCACGAAAUUUGUUGCCAUCUAUGCUUCUUCAUAGCCUCUGGAAUGGCUUUGUAUUCUUGGAUUUAAUGAAAUAG